Molecule: messenger RNA, 1962 nt
Organism: Vitis riparia (riverbank grape)
Lineage: Eukaryota; Viridiplantae; Streptophyta; Magnoliopsida; Vitales; Vitaceae
Product: lysosomal Pro-X carboxypeptidase-like
Exons: 9
Coding region: 475-1935 (486 amino acids)
Biological process (GO): proteolysis
Molecular function (GO): dipeptidyl-peptidase activity; serine-type exopeptidase activity
Source: RefSeq, a predicted model, not a curated record
AUAAAAAUAUGGAAACGUUAUAGAGAAAAGGCUCGAGGAAAGACUUGGUGGAUUUCUACGUGAGAACAACAUAUAUUGAUUUGUAAUAUAAAUAUGUGACUGGUUGGUCUGAAAACUGGUUUGUGUACCGGCUGGAGUAGGGUUGAGAGAGAGAGAGAUUGGAUAGAUGGUUAAAGCAGUGGGCUGCUGGUGCUUCGCACGAUUAGACUUCGUAUGAGUACAAAAACAAAGAGGACAGAUCUCAUGAGUACGAAGCUGGUUUUAUUAAACAAACUCCAACCAGCCAGAAUAUAUCAAUUGAGUAUCGUCAACUUGUCUUGGCUAGCAACGAUAGUAACAUAGAAAGUCACGUAGAGGGAACAAGAAUGCCAGCCAAAGGGUAGGAGAAGAAUCUGUAAAGUACCCUGUUAGUUUCUCUUAAUUUCUUUCUCCAUCCUGCGGUUCAACUUUGCUAUAGGUUUUAUAGCUCAAAAAAUGGCACAACAGUUAUCGUUAUUACUAUCACUACUGCUGGUCACAGCAAUAUGUGUGUCUGCAAUGUAUCCCAUCACGGCAAGGUUUGGUGCAGUCAAUAAAUUGGUGAAAAGUGAUUUUGAAGUAGAACUCCCUCCGGAUUUCGUAACAUACUUCUACAACCAGACACUCGAUCAUUUCAAUUACAAGCCAGAGAGUUACAGAACCUUCCAACAGAGGUACAUUAUGAAUUCUGCGUACUGGGGUGGGGAUAAUUCUAGUUCUCCAAUCUUUGUUUAUACCGGGGAUGAGGCGAGUAUAACUGCAGUGGCGGCUUUUGCUGGAUUCAUAGUUGAGCUUGCUUCUCGUUUCAAUGGUCUUCUGUUAUAUAUAGAGCAUCGAUAUUAUGGUGAUUCAGUUCCAUUCGGAUCCAAAGAUGAAGCAUUCAGUAACACAAGUACCCUCGGGUACUUCACCUCAACACAAGCUUUGGCAGAUUAUGCAGAAUUGAUCACCAACCUCAAGAAGAACUUGUCUGCAGAAAAUUGCCCUGUUAUAGCCAUUGGGGGGUCUUAUGGUGGAAUGCUUGCAUCUUGGUUUCGUCUGAAAUAUCCACACAUUGUUAUUGGUGCUCUGGCAUCAUCUGCUCCCAUCCUCUACUUUGACGACAUAACACCCGGAAACGCCUACCAUGUCAUUGUAACCAAGGAUUUUAGUGAAACAAGUGAGAGUUGCUACAGCACCAUAAGAGACUCUUGGUCUGAAAUCGACAAAGUUGCAGCUGAACCAAAUGGGCUUGCCAAUCUUAGCCAAAUAUUCAUGACAUGCGAGCCUCUGAACUCAUCACAAGAGCUCAAGUACUACUUGGCACUUUGCUAUGUUGUUUCGGCUCAGAAUGACAACCCUCCGGCUUAUCCAGUUAAAAAGGUAUGUGAUGCUAUUGAUGGAGCACCAGAAGGAACUGAUAUCAUCGGCAGAGUUGCUGCAGGUCUCAAUGCUAGUGUUGGACCUCCAUGCCAUUUUGUAUAUGAUUUCAAGCCAAGUAACAGGAGUGAAUGGAUAUGGCAGACAUGUACCGAGAUGGUGAUGCCAAUUGGACAUGGGGCUAAUGAUACAAUGUUCCAAGCAUGGCCUUUUGAUUUGAACAACCAUACAAAAACCUGUCAAGAUCUAUUUGGUGUUACUCCAAGACCUCAUUGGAUCACAACAGAAUUUGGUGGCCAUGAUAUAAAGUCUGUACUAGGAAAUUUUGCAAGCAACAUCAUAUUCUCCAAUGGACUUCGAGACCCUUACAGUGCAGGAGGAGUUCUACAAAAUAUAUCUGAUAGCGUGGUAGCUAUAUAUACUGACAAAGGUGCCCAUUGCUUGGAUUUAUCUACCCCAACAGCUACUGACCCUGACUGGUUGGUUUCCCAGCAAGAGAAAGAGGUCAAAAUCAUUGGAUUAUGGUUAGCAGAGUACAAUGCUAGGCUUAUUAGUUAAGGCUCAUGGGAGAAUGGGCUAGGACUA